Messenger RNA from Oldenlandia corymbosa var. corymbosa, 3519 nucleotides. NCBI's taxonomy places the organism in Eukaryota, Viridiplantae, Streptophyta, Magnoliopsida, Gentianales, Rubiaceae. The record is from the annotation of a GenBank genome assembly.
CUUUUUGUGAAACCCCUUUUCCUAUUUUGUUUUAUUCUAUGGAAAAAAUAAAAUAAAAUCAAAGAUCCCAUCCACAUUAUGACACUGUGUUCUUACUUCUUACAUAAGUGGUUCUUCUAGAUUCUCAUGUCAGUUUUUAACCUUUUAUAGUGUUUUUAACUUUUUCUCCUCUUUUUUUUUUUUUUACCGCACGAGGAGCGUUCCGGGCUGCGAUGAAUGAUUGCCAGUUAGGCAUGCCAGAAACAUAAAAAGGCAAAGUCAAUUUGGGAGCUCAGACAGCCUAAGCAUGGCCUCCAAAAUCCAAAAUACACAACCAAUAAACAGUAGGAAAGAAUGAUUUAUAAAAUUAACAAUGGUAACGAAAGAUAGAGACUGGUGAUGAAGUGAAAGUGAACCCCCCAUGUUUCUUUGACUAGUAUUUUCUCCCCCCACAAUUCCAUUUUUUUUUCUUUUUUUUAUUACAAGCUUUCAGUAUGGAGUAUGGACUCUGAAAUGCUUGAGGACAGUGUUGGAAGAUAAAUAGGCGGAAAAAUUAGAGGGUAGUAUUAUUGUGGGUUGGUUACUUGGUUUGUCAAAAUUUUGUACUUACAUUGCUGGGGUCGAUUCAAUUCAAACUUCAUUACGUCAGUUUCAUCGUGCUAAAUAAUACACAUUUCCCGUGCGCUUGUCUCACUUCUUGGGGCUUAUUCGUGUGGGUUUUUGUUCUUCUUGUUGCUGUUAUCUUGGAAUUACCCUGUGAUUUUGGCGAAUUUUUUUGAUAAUCGUCUGUAUUUGCCCUUCUUUAUUCCACUUGUAAAUUUUUUGUAUGUUUACCACCAUCCUUAUAAAGUCCCCUUGUCCCAUGUGGGUAGUUGCAGAUCACACAAAUUAUUGGUUCUAGGGAGAGUUCCUUGGGAACCCAGAAAUCUUUUGGGAUUUGUGUUUCUGGGUUUGAUUUAAAUAUCUAUCAUUCUGAAGAUUUCGGUAAAUGGGUCGCCCGCAAUCCGUUUCUUUGUGCCUCGUGCUUAUUUUCCUCCUCUUUGGAAACUCUUAUUCUUGGUAUAAUGAAGCCCAAGAAAGAGAUAGGAUCAAAUCCUUGCCUGGGCAGCCAGCCAAUGUUGAUUUUCAACAGUAUUCAGGCUAUGUUACUGUAAAUAAGGAUGCUGGGAGAGCGUUGUUUUACUGGUUCGUUGAGUCACCAGCUAGCAGAGCACCUGAAUCAAGGCCACUGCUUUUGUGGCUCAAUGGAGGGCCAGGUUGUUCUUCUGUAGCUUAUGGAGCUGCUGAAGAGAUUGGUCCUUUUCGCAUUAGGCCCGAUGGGAAGACUCUUUUCUUCAACCCUUAUUCUUGGAACAAAUUGGCCAAUUUGCUCUUUCUUGAAUCACCUGCUGGUGUUGGCUUUUCAUAUUCUAAUACCUCAGGAGAUUUGUAUACCGCAGGCGAUCAGAGAACAGCCGAAGAUUCAUACACCUUCCUACUCGAGUGGUUUGAAAGGUUUCCUCAAUACAAGCACAGGGAAUUUUACAUUGUUGGAGAAAGUUAUGCAGGACAUUAUGUUCCUCAGCUAUCUCAAAUUGUAUAUGAAAGGAACAAAGGAGUUGCAAAUCCAAUUAUUAACUUCAAGGGUUUUAUGGUGGGAAAUGCUGUUACCGAUGAUUACCACGAUUACAUUGGCACAUUUGAGUACUGGUGGACUCAUGGUUUAAUUUCAGAUUCUACAUACAAACUUCUUCGUGUAGCCUGUGAUUUGACGUCUUCUACGCAUCCUCCAGCAGAAUGUGUUAAGGCUCUAACUAUAGCUGCAAAUGAACAAGGGAACAUUGACCCUUAUAGUAUAUAUACUCCUCCCUGCAACGAGAGUUCCACAUUGAUGCGCCGUUUCAGGGGCCACUUUCCAUGGAUGCCCAGAGCAUAUGAUCCUUGCACUGAAAGGCAUUCUGAAGUGUACUUCAAUAUCCCGGAAGUUCAAAAAGCAUUGCAUGCCAACAUCACUGGGAUCCCUUACCCAUGGAAAACAUGCAGGUGGGUUUAUUUCUUAGGAGCAUGUUGAUCUGUUCUAGUCCAAUUGUUCGUUAUUGACUAGAACUGAUAUUGUGCAGUGAUAUUGUUGGUAACUACUGGGCAGAUGCUCCUACAUCCAUGCUUCCUAUUUAUAAAGAACUAAUGGAGGCUGGUUUAAGAAUAUGGGUAUUCAGGUCUGUCCGUGCCUCCUCCUUUGCAUCUUGUCACUGCAACCACAUCUAAUGUGGAACAAAUUCACUAGUUAAGUCAUUCAUGGUUUGUUUCAAAACUGACUAAAAGUUUUGUUCAUCUUUUCUUCAGCGGGGAUACUGAUUCUGUCGUCCCUUUGACUGCAACUCGAUAUUCAAUUGAUGCUCUCAAGCUUCCAACCCUCACUAACUGGUACCCGUGGUAUGACAAUAAAAAGGUAAGAUAUAGGAAUGAAAUUUAGUUUGCUUGGGUGAUUAUUUUAUGAUAUCUGCCUAAAAAAUGAUGAUUGAGCUUUCUUAUGCAGACCUCUGAUUACUUGUUUCAUAAAUUAAUUGGCUCAGCCAACAACUAAGCCCUAAUUUUUGCUGUUGGUUAAGCUGUUAUAUGGAACAUACAUUGCUAUCCUGCUUUAAAUAGACACGUUCUCUGCAAAUGAGAAUCUCAGGCAUGGUUCAAAACUUUAAAUUAGAUAAAGUUAGUAGUUGGAUGAUCUUGACCCUAUUCACUGAUUACAUAAUUGUUGCGGGUAAAAGAAAAUUCAUUCACCAAUUUGCUUAAGAAGUAGUUCUUAGUUUAGAAAAUUUCCAUCCUGAUGCGUUCGUCACAGUAGUCUAAAGAAGUCGUGGCUGAUAUCUUGAUUGCUCUGAGGCAAAGAUUCUGGAUUUUCACAUGGGUUUUUCUUCUUAUGAAAUAGGUUGGUGGAUGGAGCCAAGUAUACAAGGGGUUGACCCUUGUGACAGUAGCAGGUGCCGGACACGAGGUGCCACUUCAUCGCCCUCGGCUAGCUUACAUUCUUUUCAGAUCAUUUUUGGAAGACAAGCCUAUGCCGACCUGAGGAAUCCUCUUGGCUAGAAUGGUUCACUCAGGAGACAUACAAGCUUGUUGAUGUCGAAGCAUUGGUCAUAGAUGAUUGGGAACAGGAGAAAGAACCGGAGAGAAUCUGUGUUCUUCUUUCUUCAGCUGUAGGUUAUUAUUAGUUCAGAUUGACGUCAAAAGUUCAUUUUUUUUGCCGGGGUCAAAUUGUUUAUUCUAGCUAGAGUAGAAAUAAAAGUAGUUUUUUUUUUUCCAGAUAUAAGUUCCACACAGUGUAUAUAUGAAACAUAUAUAUACUCUCUCUAUUUCAUCUGAAGACAGCAUCCUCAAAUAUACAUACUUGGGGGGAUGGAAUGUAAUAAUCAAAUGUGAUUCAUAUGAGAAGUGUUAUAGCAGACAAAACUUUUGUGAUCUGUGAUUCAGUCUUUAGUUCAUCAUAUAUGUAACUUUGUUCUGGCCUAUGAUUUGCUUGGAUUUCAAGUCAGUAAAGGAGGUUCAGAUUCAUCUGUAGACGAG